This is a messenger RNA of Triplophysa rosa, 1591 nucleotides long. It is a transcript of the gene clec14a, whose product is annotated as C-type lectin domain containing 14A. Lineage: Eukaryota; Metazoa; Chordata; Actinopteri; Cypriniformes; Nemacheilidae. The record is from RefSeq and is a predicted model, not a curated record. The transcript has a single exon. Gene Ontology annotation, biological process: positive regulation of axonogenesis. Gene Ontology annotation, cellular component: cytoplasm. Gene Ontology annotation, molecular function: calcium ion binding. The coding region runs from base 69 to 1211 and encodes 380 amino acids.
AAGAGAGCGAAAAAAACAUUGUCAUUUAGUUUCAGUCGGCAGAGCGCGCGAGCAUUCAACAGAACGCAAUGGAAUUGUGGACGGGCUUGUAUCUCGUGAGCGUUCUGAACGUGGCUUUCGGUUCUCCCGGGGCAUCUUAUAGCAUUCACUUGAACGAACUCUCAUUCAAGGACGCUCUGAAUCAUUGCAAACCUGGUGGUUUUCUCACCAACCUGACAAGCGAGGCGGAAAUCGCAGAGAUCCAAAAGGCGAUCUGGGAGAAAAACAACAAAACUGCCUCCUCGUUCUGGAUUGGACUAAAGAAGAAAAAAGGUCAGUGUGUUGAUCAAAACAAACCUCUUAAAGGAUUCCGCUGGACGGCGGACGACGGCGAAUAUUCACACGAUAUUAAAUGGAAAAAAGACCCCAUGAUGACUUGCACGGAUGAACUCUGUGGACUGUUGUGGGUGGAAUACAGCGACUCGGAGACGAAAAGCAGUGGGCUGGGGAAUGCCGCCUGUAAGCAAAAGCAUGCGUUUAUCUGCAAACGGAACUUCGAGGUGACCUGUCCCUCACCAUCAAUACUUGGCACCCAUGACAUCGUUAUACCUCCAAAUGACCCUUACACGCGUCACAUUACCUGCGGUUCUGGUGCCAAGUUCACUUUGAAGUGCACGAACAACCUGCUUUGGAAUAUCGAGGGUGACGAAAACUCGGACGUAUCUCAACUUUGCCUGCAGUGUAAAAGCGGCUACAGACGGGAUGCCUCUGGAAACUGUGCGGAUGUUAACGAAUGCGAACCUUCUAAUCCAUGCAAGCGCACGUGCCUGAACACAGACGGCUCAUUCAAGUGUACAUGUCUCGACAAUGAGGACUCGGAUGUCUGCAGUGAAUCAACAACACCCACCACGGAUCUGGAAAACAAUGACGUACAUCCGACUUAUUCAGAUGUGAACGUGGUUCCACCAGAUGGUGUCAGCAGAAAUGAGACAGCAGUAGAGAUUGAAGAACAGGAUGGAGUCAUUUCAAAUAUUGUGGUGCCUGUGAUUAUAGCUCUUUUGAUUUUCGUGGUUCUGCUGGUGUUAGCAGCAGCCGUCUUGAAGGGUUGCCUGAGGAGGCGCUCUAUGAAACUGGCUCAGAAGAAGGCGGAGGCCGUGGCACUGAACGGGUCCAACUCCACGGAGAAUGGGAAUGAACAUAAACAUCAAAGUGAGAGAGAUUGUAAACUGUAAAACAGAAUUUGUUUUGACACAUGCAGACUACUGGAAGAGUUUUUUCUUAUUGGAACAUUUCCGUGGGAGGUUGCGUAGUUACUGCCUAUUCGUUAUUUUUCCUUAACAUUAAAAUCAGGGUCUUUAUGCAAAUGUGGAUAUGAGAAUAUAUUUGGUAAAUAUAUGUAUAAAGUUUCCUUGUUUAUUCUUUCACUGCUUGGAUGGAAUGCGGACAUUUGAGAACUGUAGAUAUUAUUGUGUUAAAUGUUACAUUUUCAUUUCUGAUGUUUUUUUAAUUGUGUUUCACACAACAGGUUUCUGAGAAUCUUUACAACUAGAUUUUUUAUAUUAAUAAAAAUUACGUCGAAGCCACUGUACACGCCUAUGAUUGUUCCAAUACU